GACUAUGGACGCGUUUGACGGAAUAUUACUAGUUAUAGUAAAACCAUUUAAGUGCCGUAUAAAAUUUUGAUUAAUUAAUUGCCGAAGACAAGUGAUUGUUAGUAGUUGAUAAGAAUUCAUUCAUAAAUGUGCGUCAAUUAAGAUUAUUUGAGUGCUCAUUAAACGGGUGUUUUUAUCAACAAUCGAUUGUUUUGUUGUGGUAGUGGUAAACAUCGCUUCUUAAGUGUUUUUGUGCAAAACCAGAACGUUCAGUGCAAUAGGCCGCGACAAAGAACCGUCUUCUAGCAGCCAGGCCACCAGCAGUGAUGCAUCUCCUCAAGACGAAGAAGCCGAGGGUACCAUGAACCGGGAGAACGUCUCCAACAAGAUAGCUGCCGGCAUGGACCGGUGGCAGAACACUUUGGAAGACAUGAUCAACCUUCGAUCUUCUAAUAAUACCGUCUUUAAGGAUUAUUAUUGGGCCCAAAACGGUUUCGAUGAGCUCCGUCGCUAUGUGAAGCAAGGAAGCGACUUCAGCAAAGAACUCUCAUCCAUAUUACAAGAGAGAAUUGAAGCAGAGAUAUACUACUCAAAAUGCUUGGCCAAGCUUGGCACGAAGCUGACCAAAGCCUGCAAGGAGAGCGUCGGCUCCUGCGCAGAGGCCUGGAAACAUGUCGCGCUCGAGAUGGAGAAACGGGCAGAAAUACACAGAAAUUACUCAAGCGCUUUGUCUGACGAACUAGUGAAGCCAAUGAAACAUGUAAUCGACAAUCAGCUGAAGCUUCGGAAGAAGAUCGAAGGCAACGUUGACAAGACCACGCGAUCUCUGAGUGACUGGAGAACUGCGGAGGCGAAGUCAAAGAAACACUCUCACACCGCGGCUCGAGAGAACGAAAAGUUACAGGACGCCACGCUGGACAUGAGCCGACUUUCGCGAAGUUCGAGUGUUGGUCACAUACCUCAUGCGCAUUCGAUCCUGAGUGCCGCGCGGGCGGAGCGACUGCCCAACGCGACGAGUGAGAAGGACGCAGCUAAGCUUCAGGUGAAGAAGAGGAAGACGGAAGAUGCCGUCAAGAAAACUGAAGUGGAAUAUUACAAUGUGUGCGUGCAUGCGGAACGAGCUAGAUUGGAAUGGGAGACGAGCGUCGUAAAGGGUGCUGGUAUGCUGGAGUCUCUCGAGGAAGAGAGACUGGCACAGCUGAAGACCGCAGCCGAUUGCUACCUGCGGCUCACGGCAGCCGUGCCGGCACAAUUAGCAGAGGCCACAAACAUACUUCUAAACCCAAUAAAGAAUGCGAACGCGACCACAGACAUGCGAGCGGUUCGCGGCGUGCGCUCAGCCCAGACGGGCGCCAGUGAGCAGCUGCUGCCAGACUUCUACUGCGAGCAUACCACGCUGGCUAUGAAUAGGGAACGACGUAAACAGGCGCUGCUGAAGAUACUACAACUAGUAAAACAAGACAUUGAAAGAGAACGUAAAUCUAAGCAAGGUCUCGAGAAGCUGUCGAUGGCCAUCAAGCAAACCCCCACCUUCGGUAACGACGACUCGCAGCAGAAUGUCGCUGAUAAACUAUACCAUAUGAGGAGUAUGCUAACAUAUCUAGAAGCAGUCCGGUACAAGAUCACGGCGAGCCUCAACGAGCUGGACAACAGGCCGCCCGCCCAGCACCCUCUCGCGGCGCACAUACAGAUCAUACGCGACAAGCAGGGACUGCAGCAGAGUAUUCUUAAAGUACCUCCAUGGCUCCAAGCGGACUACCAAAGCGAAGUCAACAAGAACCUCACUCCGAACUACACAGCCUUAACGAAAAGCGUGAACGGAGGCGAAGAGAGAGAGCGGAGGGACUCCAUCAUGAGCCGAGCCUCCAGCAAGUUGAGGAUAGAACACCUCUCCUUCAGAAGAAAUGCUGAUAACAAGAGUGCGCCAGUCACGCCUGUGGUAGACCUCCCCACGCCUACCUUGCAGACGCAGACCUUGGAUGCUCCUCAUCCGCCUGAAAGUCCUCUGGAUUGGAGUGAACGUGGAGCUGGUGAUGGACUGUCUAAUCAACAGGAUAGUGACUUUGAUGAAUUCUCAUCGCAGAGUGAUAGCUCGACGGAUCUGACUGAUAUAAUAAAGAAUGAGAACGGUGACGCGGUGCCACCGACGCCGUCGCUAGGCAAAUGCAGAGCCCUCUACACGUACGAGGCAAGACUGAACGAUGAACUUAAUUUGACGCCAGGAGACAUAAUAAACAUCCACGAGAAGCAAGACGACGGCUGGUGGAGUGGAGACCUGAACGGCAUCUACGGCAUCUUCCCCUCAUCUUACGUCGAGGAGAUCACCACCUGUAUAUAGAACUGGAAACAUCCGGACUAGACUGGUACAAACCGGAAUUAUGCUGUCAAGAAUAGCGAAAGUUGAGACUUACCUAUAGGUAAAACUCGCUCGAAGGUCCAUUGACUGUUGAACAGGAAUUGCUAGAGAAAAAAUGUUUAAUGUUUUUUAUACCUAAACGAUGAAAAUUCUUGAAAAAUCUGUAGUUUACGCAGUCAUUUUGUAAAUUAAUUUUGGAUUCAUUUUAAUAUGAUUUUUAAAAGAAGUGCCAAAAUAAUAAAAAGAUUGCGUGAAACGUUGUUUGUUGCUACAUAAUUAUUAGAAAUAUCAUGAAAAAUAUUCUAUCUACUACUGUUUAAAAUUUAUUAGAAAGAAAAUCGCGCAAACCGUGUAAGAAUAUUAGUUCAAUUUGUAUAAAAAAUGUUGUAAAUUGAAUUCAUUGGACUCUUUAAAAUAUGUAGGUAGGGUUAUGUAGAUACUUUGUAUGUUUAUGAGUUGAGUCCAAAGAUUUAAUACUUACCUACUUAGCAGCAUAUUGCAGGCUUUGGGAGCUUAAAGAACAUCAACUAUCAUAAAAUUAUUUUUCAAUACUAUAUAUAAUAGUGCCUGACUGGCGUCCAGUUUUACCUACAUCUUUUUGUGACAGAAUGAUUAAGCAAUGCGAUAUGAUACCUAAUGUAAAUGCAUUUCAUUUUGUAUACAUACUGUAGGUAUGAAAUAAAAAUAACUGAUUUCUUAAGCAACGACGAUUUGAUGAAAAUAAGUAACCACUGCUAGUAACGGUUUUAUCCACCCUGGCAAUUUAUUUUUUCGGCGACCUAUGUUCAAAGGGUCCACUCUGGCGCCCUGAGCAAUCACAGCUUAGACCAACAUUGAUUUUAUUUUUUGACCAGAGAUGUUAUCAUAAUAACAGUAGUAAGCACUGUGUAUUUAUGAAUAUUACCUACACGAAUAUUGAAAAUAAGUGAUAUUUAUCUAUUCAUAAGACACGAAAGAAUAUCUAGACUAAUAAGUAUUAUAAAAUGUAAAGUGUUGGAGUUUAUGAAAUGUAUAAUAAGUUAAAUUAAUAGGUAUAUAAGUCGAGGAAGUCGCUAUAACAUAUACACUGAACAUGUAAAUUAUUAUCAUAUAAGUAUAUAAAAUUAAACCAAAGUGUUGUUAUACAAAUAAAUUGUUUAAGAAUUA
Molecule: messenger RNA, 3481 nt
Organism: Helicoverpa zea (corn earworm)
Lineage: Eukaryota; Metazoa; Arthropoda; Insecta; Lepidoptera; Noctuidae
Gene: Nost
Product: nostrin
Exons: 14
Coding region: 341-2317 (658 amino acids)
Cellular component (GO): plasma membrane; cytoplasm
Molecular function (GO): protein binding
Source: RefSeq, a predicted model, not a curated record